Molecule: messenger RNA, 1518 nt
Organism: Musca vetustissima
Lineage: Eukaryota; Metazoa; Arthropoda; Insecta; Diptera; Muscidae
Exons: 3
Coding region: 1-1518 (505 amino acids)
Source: RefSeq, a predicted model, not a curated record
AUGGAAAUUCCAAUUGAUGGUUUUUGUCAUGCUAUCGUUUGCUAUAAAUGUGAUUCUAUUUCCUUCGAAGGCUGUGCCACAACCUUAAAUGACACGGAAAUACCAUAUGAGGACUGUGGAUCAUCCACGCUGUGGUGUGCAACGGCCAUUGUUGAUAAUGUUACCUACCGGGGAUGUUCAAGUUCGACACCCAGCAUUGGGGCUUCGUACCGGAAAACAUGUCAGAUAAAUCUUUGCAAUAAAGGCGUUUACCCACCCGGCAGGAUGAAGUGUCAUCAGUGCAGCGGUGAAGGUUGUCAAAUGAAACCGAUGGGAAAACCUCACCCAUGUCUGAACUUCAGCGAAGAUGAUGCCUGCUACCUAGACAUACGUUCACCCGACCAAGUUUAUCGUGGCUGUAAAUCAGAUCGGAAUCAUACUAUUUCGGAUAGGGCGAUUUUCUGCGAUUACAACGGUUGUAACGACGCAUCCUCAACGGGAACGCUAAAAUGUGCCCACUGUGACUCGCAUCAACGACUGGGAUGUAAAAUGGAUCUGACGUCAUCGUCCAAUAUAAGCCAAUACGAAGUGUGCGAAAUGAAAACUACGCUGGAUAACAGCAACACGUGCUUCAUAUACAAAAAUUUGGAUCAUGUGGUGCGUGGAUGUUCCGACAGGCAUAUGACAGAUGAAAUGCGACAACAUAAGGAUCGUUUGACAGAAUGCACGGGACAUGAUCUCUGCAAUUCAGCCAACAUGCCUUUCCAGCAAUGCUUAGUCUGCAACUCUGAAUCGGGCAAAGAUGAUGAUUGCCGUUUUACUCCUAGUUUAGUUCGUAGCAGUUAUUGUGGCUCACCCGAAGCGUCCUCGUGUUUCGCUGUCGAAUACGAAAAUUGGCAUGUGGAACGUGGUUGUGGUCGUCCUCCAAAACGCGCCGAUAUAAAUCGUCAAUACGAAUGCGAUGAGGGUAAGGAAUGUAAUGCUACGCCCUUUGUACGCUGCUAUAAAUGCUCCACCGAACAUAACUCUGAUUGUGCGGCAUGGCAACGUCCUGGUUUCUUGGAAAUUGAAGAAUGCCAAAAUCCAGGAGCAAAUUGUGUUAUAGCAACAUUUACCGAUGACAUUACCAAACGGGGAUGUGAAACACAGCUACUGAACUGUACCCUUAGUAAUAUUGCCGAAUGUCAAAGUUGUCAGGGCAGUUUUUGUAAUCGUGGAUCAUUUCCUCCGGAUCGCUUACACUGUUAUCAGUGUGGAACCGAAGUUGACGAUUGCAAAACAGCAUUAGCUGGACGUCCCACGCCAUGUCCCAAAAAUGAACUUCAACCUGCAACUGGUGCCAAAGAAGGCUGCUAUGAAUAUUUCAGUUUGACGCAGAGGCAUGUGGUGCGUGGUUGUGCUUCAAAUACGUCCGAGUAUUACAAGUGUAUGUUGGAAUCCGGCUCCAAGUGUAAAUUGUGUAAUAAGAAUGGUUGUAACAAUAAUCCUAUGGAAGAAUCACGUUUAUUGAAAACUAUUUCUAAAUUGAGAUUAACUUAA